AUGUUAUUUUGGUUAAAGACAAUUUUUUGUUCAACACAAAUGUUAGAUGUUAAUUUAUUAUCAGAAAUAGAAAAUACAUCAGAUAUUUUAAAAGCAUUUGGAAAAAAAGAAUUAUGUGAAAACGAAGAGACACAACAAAAGAAUCAAGAACUAACUAAAACAGGAGAUAAAAAUUUUUAUGAAAACCAAUCUAAUUCUAAUAUUUUAGAUGAUCUGAUAAAUUUCAUAGAUGAAAGUUUUAAUAACGGAUAUAAUAAUGUAGAUUAUAAUUUAAGUGAUAAAAUGUUGUCAAUGACUUCUGAAAGUAAUUUUAUAGCACAAAAUAGCAUAAGUAAUCAACAUAUUACUUUAAAACGUGAUAAACAAUUUUGUAUAAUUAAACAACCGAAAAAUAAUACGGCGGAACAUUCUCACAAAAGUGAAUUCUGCAAAAAUACCACCAAUAUGUUAUUACGUUCAACUAAAAAUGAUUUAUUACAUGAACAAUAUAUCAAUCAAGAAAACAACACUUCUUUACAAAAAUUUAAUAAUGUUACUGUUUUAUCAGACCACCAGUCUUGCCACGGGGAAACUAAUUGUAUCAAUAAACCAGAUAAUUCUCAAAUCAAUAAACUAUCUAAUGUUAUUGAUUCAUCAAUUAAAAAGCCAAAAAAUAGCAAAUAUUCCAGUAGUGCCUACAAAAAUAAAAAAAACGUAAAAAUCAAAAAGAAAAAAUCAAAAACAGACAACAUUAUACCUAAUAUUCGAAAAUAUAACAUUGUAGAAACUUUAGAAUCUAAAAAUAAAAACAACCAUAAUAGGAUAUAUUUGGCUGAUAUUUUUACAGCCAACGAACGUAAACUUUAUAAAAAAUACAAGCAAUCCGAAAGAGACUUUAGAAAGUUUUGUAAAUCGAAUAUUAAUAAAAAGAUAUUACAAUUUAUAGAAAAAAUUGAAAUAUCUAAUUUAUCUAAUAACUUAAAGCACAGAUCAAUCCUUGCUCUAAGUAAUCUUUCAAGUUUUUUAGAUACAAUAAAUCCAAUUACAACUAAUGCAGCUCAAGCACCAAUGCAAGAUUUUGUAGAUUCGUUGAAUCUAGCAUAUAAGAAAUUUAAAGGAUAUGCCGUGGUGUCCGAAAACCUUUUUAUUUUUAAAUCAAAGUUUAAAAGCUUACAUAUGGUUGGUAAUGAAUAUAUCUGUUCUUCCAGUUGUACUUUUUGUAAAAUUAGAAAGUUAUCGAAAAGUUUUAACAAGAGAUUCAAUUCAUUUUACAAAAAACUUUUAGAAUUUAAAAAGGUAUUAAAAAAAAAAAUCUAG
Vairimorpha ceranae is the source of this 1296-nucleotide messenger RNA. RefSeq lists its product as hypothetical. The record is from RefSeq and is a predicted model, not a curated record. The transcript has a single exon. Lineage: Eukaryota; Fungi; Microsporidia; Nosematidae. Bases 1 to 1296 code for a protein of 431 amino acids.